Guyanagaster necrorhizus is the source of this 3203-nucleotide messenger RNA. RefSeq lists its product as uncharacterized. Gene Ontology annotation, cellular component: alpha,alpha-trehalose-phosphate synthase complex (UDP-forming); cytosol. Bases 65 to 3016 code for a protein of 983 amino acids. Gene Ontology annotation, molecular function: trehalose-phosphatase activity; alpha,alpha-trehalose-phosphate synthase (UDP-forming) activity. Lineage: Eukaryota; Fungi; Basidiomycota; Agaricomycetes; Agaricales; Physalacriaceae. The transcript is spliced from 6 exons. Gene Ontology annotation, biological process: trehalose biosynthetic process. The record is from RefSeq and is a predicted model, not a curated record.
CUUAUGACGACGACGAGGACUAUAUCUUUUCCCUUACCACCCCUACGUGCCCCAGCAGCAUCCAAUGUCCUCAUCGUCUUCGUUUCGGAACUAUAGGGUCGUCAUCGCGUCGCUUUUCUUGCCCAAUACCAUCGUUCUCGGUACAGAUGGGUCAGGCAAGUCGACACCGGACAACGUCGCUCCUCGGACGACGUCGAAGGCCAAUGGCCUCUCCUCAUCCGCAAAGCCCAAGGAUAUCAACAUGCCAGAGGUUGUCUUGAGGCUUCAGAAUGACAAGACGAAGCCCGCGGUGCUCUCGAGGGCUCCUCCAUUGAAGAGCAUUGUGGAAGAUCUGAGGGAUCGGUCGCGGCAUCCUACGGGCGCACCAACGUCACCAGUGAAUGAAUCCAGCAAUCCAUUUUCCAAAAUCAAUACACCUACAUCGAUGUCCAAGUCGCCUAGUACGACCGACUUGACGUCGCCAACAAAAGGGCCCCCGCUUUCCUAUAGAAUUCCGAACCAACGUCGUUUACGCCGUCGCGCGUCUUCUCGUUCACUCUCUCGACGAUCAGACCACGCUCCGUAUUCCCCUGACCUUGACGGUCCAAAUCCCGAUUUUCACAUCGAACCUAACGCUCAUUGUAACGGUGGCCUUAAGAAUGCUGUGGACUCGGUAUCAUUCAGUACGGCGCGAGCUCAGCCUCGGAAGAAAAUGUGGGUCGGCACCUUGGGCGUGGAGACGGAUAGUUGGAGCGACACGCUUCGUCAGCGCACGUCGACGCGUCUUCGAGCUGGAGGUUACGAAAGCGAGGUCGUAUGGGUCGAGGAUGCCGUGUUUGAAGGUUGUUACGAUGAGUUUUGUCACCAGGUCCUGUGGCCCGCCCUGCACUACGCGAUUCCUGAUGCACCGAAGACUACGAUGUUCUACGAGAGCGCCAGUUUCAAGCAGUACGUCAAGGUGAAUCAGAAAUUUGCGGAUACGAUCAAGCAAAUCUGGCGGGAAGGCGAUGUGGUGUGGGUGAAUGACUACCAUCUGAUGCUUCUCCCUGCGAUGUUGCGGGCCGCAGGCGUGACGGGCCCUAUCGGGUUCUUUAUGCACAUCGCGUUCCCCUCGUCGGAAAUCUUUCGGUGCUUGUCCGUGCGGGAUAAACUAUUGAAGGGAAUGCUUGGCGCCGACUUGGUGGGAUUCCAAACUGCGAAUUUCGCGCGUCAUUUCAGGCAGACUUGCUCUCGCAUUCUGGCUGUCGAGGCCCUUCCAAGGGGUAUUCAACUUAUGGGCGAGGAAGAAGGAAGUAGUCAGGAGGGCAAAGGGAGGUUCGUCGAUGUGGGAGUGUAUCCCAUGGGUAUCGAUGUCGCGCUUCUGAGGGAGAGGAGACGCGAACCGGAAGUGUCAGAGUGGAUAGCUGUGCUAAAGCAGCGAUACGCGGGGAUGAAGCUCAUUGUUGGUCGGGACAAGAUGGACGAGAUACAGGGCGUCAAGCAAAAAAUUCAAGCCUUUGAAGUCUUCUUGGAGAAACAUCCCGAGUAUCAGGGCAAAGUUGUUCUCAUCCAGAUUGCGAUACCUUCGAAUGCUCCGCGGUCACCGAACACAGCUACGCCCAACUCGGCCCUUAUAGAUCAAAUCUUGACUACGGUAUCUUCCAUCAACUCUCGUUUCUCGACUCUUACCUAUCAGCCUAUCGUAUUUUUGCCGACAUCGGACGUUACCUACUCACAGUACCUCGCUUUGCUCACCUGCGCGGAUGCGUUCAUUGUAACCUCACUCCGAGAAGGGAUGGCGCUUCGAACACACGAGUUCGUCGUCCUCCAAGAGGGAAAGGAACGUGGCAAGCAAGGUGUCCUCGUUCUGAGCGAGUUUACGGGCAGCUGGAGCUUUAGAGGCUUUAGGAGCUGCAUUGGCAUUAACCCAUGGGAUAAAACUGGUACCGCCAAUAGCAUCUAUGAAGCGCUCAAUGACACAUGCAGCGACGUGGAUGCGGUUGAAGGACGGUAUCGAAGGUGGGAAGAGCUUCUUGGUUGGGUUGAAGAGCAGAGUGGACAGAAAUUCGUUACCGGAUUUCUGGGCCGCUGCUCGCGUGCCUGGCAGGAACACCAGCGGGGAACUGAGGGUGGCAAUAGCGGGAGCGUAGAUGUGCUGGAUAGGAGCAAGGUUGGACGCGUCCUUGUGCAAUGGAGGCACUGUACGCGAAGGCUUGUUCUGGUGGACCUGGAAGGCACGUUGUGGGAUCGGGAGAAGUAUAGAUUUAAGAUGAAGUUUAAGAAGGACGUGGACGUGCAGGAUCCGGGUCUCAAGGCGGCGAUCGAAAUUCUGAGACAACUGAAUGCUGAUAAGAGGAACGAGGUGUGGGUGCUCAGUGGCUUGACUGUCCAGGGUGCGCUGGGUGUCGUGGCCAGAGAGUUACCAGACAUUGGUAUAGUCGCUGAAAACGGUUGUUUCAUCAAGACGCGAACACGACGAGGCCAACCCUCCCAGUGGAUCAACAUGGUCGGAAAUCUCAACAUGACGUGGAAGUCUUCCUGUGUUGAGAUGCUCAAUUAUUUCACGGAACGAACCCCAAAUUCAUUCGUCGAAGAGCGCCAGACCUCGGUGGUGUGGCGGUUCUGGACGGGGGAUCCCACGGAAGACUCUGCUGAUCGCCAGUGGGCGCGAAGGCAAGCUGCCGAAGCUCAGAAUCAUAUCUUCGACAGUCUAGGCGAACGAUAUGGUCUCCGGAUCAUACCCGGGGCAAACAGCUUCCUCGUCAUCCCGAACAAUAUCUCUCGGUCGACUGCGGUGGGUGCGAUCCUGCACCCUGGUGGUCCUGCACAGGCUCCGCUGUCUGGAAGGUCGGCGUGGACGUCGAACGAUCUGGCGAUGGCAUCUGGAGACGAUCUGGAGUGUGUGCUCGCUGUCAGUGGGGACGAGAAGCUUCUGCGCCGGUUGAAUGAGCUGGAUACGGCCGAGACGUGUUCGACGAGCGGGAAAGGCACCGAUGCGAAAUGGAGAAUGGAUCGGGCGCAGGUGGGGGAGUUGUUGACGGUUUUCGCGCGUGUAUAGAUGGCGAUCGUCGGUUAGAAAACAUGUUACUCGUUAUGCCCACCACUCAGUUUUUCUUUUUUUUUGCUAUUUUUAUGGUAUUCAUAAUUCUUCAUAUGUACGAUAACAGCAACUUUUAUGAUGUAUCCUAGGUGUCCUUUUUUAUGGCAUAGUAGUAGUAUACAGGAUAUGUAUCAAGGAAGAAGGG